Messenger RNA from Anastrepha ludens (Mexican fruit fly), 465 nucleotides. Its product is annotated as probable cytochrome P450 6a14. The transcript has 2 exons. The coding region runs from base 1 to 453 and encodes 150 amino acids. Gene Ontology annotation, molecular function: heme binding; oxidoreductase activity, acting on paired donors, with incorporation or reduction of molecular oxygen; monooxygenase activity. NCBI's taxonomy places the organism in Eukaryota, Metazoa, Arthropoda, Insecta, Diptera, Tephritidae. The record is from RefSeq and is a predicted model, not a curated record.
AUGAGACAACUUCAGCGAUUUUAUGAGACAACUUCAGCGAUAAUUGCAGAAACUCUGCGCAUACACCCAAUCUAUCCUUAUCUUAAAUGCGUGGCAAACGAGGAUUAUGAGACGACAACGCCAGGUCUUAUAAUAAACAGUGGCACUAAACUAUUCAUACCGAUUAAAGCAAUGCAAAAUGAUCCUGAAAUUUAUGCCGAACCAACAAAAUUCAUACCAGAACGAUUUGCUGUGGAAAAUCUGCACCAACGUCAGCUUCUUGCUUGGCUACCUUUCGGCGAAGGACCACGCAAUUGUAUUGGCAUGCGCUUCAGUCACUUCCUCAUUCGAAUUAGCCUUUUCUCGCUGCUGAGCAAAAACAAAUUCACGCCUACCUCUCGCACUCCAAUUCCGUUGGCAUACGAGGAAACAUCUCUAGUAUUGAGGCCCCAGGGUGUAUAUGCGUGCAGAUAGGCUGUAACGCAC